Cricetulus griseus (Chinese hamster) is the source of this 409-nucleotide messenger RNA. NCBI's taxonomy places the organism in Eukaryota, Metazoa, Chordata, Mammalia, Rodentia, Cricetidae. The record is from RefSeq and is a predicted model, not a curated record.
AUUGUGCUUUCUUUUGGUUUCAGAUGUUCAUACAGAAGCUGUACAGGCAGCUCUUGCUAAACACAAAGAAAGGAAGAUGGCAGUGCCCAUGCCUUCCAAACGAAGAUCCCUGGUUGUACAGACUUCCAUGGAUGCCUAUACACCCCCAGAUACCUCUUCCGGUUCAGAAGAUGAAGGCUCAGUGCAGGGUGAUUCCCAGGGAACCCCAACCUCUAGCCAGGGCAGCAUAAACAUGGAACAUUGGAUCAGCCAGGCCAUUCAUGGCUCUACUACAUCAACCACCUCGUCCUCCUCCACUCAGAGUGGAGGCAGUGGGGCAGCACACCGGCUGGCGAUGCACAUAGCCUGGAGGGCUGGAUGCCUUUGCCUUUUCUGGUAUCUGAUUUGCUCUUGUCAUUAUCUGAGUUAG